AUGUCCACGAAAAACUGCCUUCCCCUUAUUGACUUGGCUACAAAGCAAAGCCCUUCUACUAUCUCUAGUACACAGACAGCUCUGCAUCAAUUUGGUGCUUUUCGACUUGUGGCUCCAAAACUGACUCAACAAUGUUUACAUAGUGUUUUCCAAGAUGCAAGGGCCUUUCUUUCUGCUCGUGGAUUCUUCCAAUUGCCAACCCAAGUAAAAGAGAAAACAAGAGGUUACUCAGCCUUUGACUCUGAACUUGUUCGUGGAAAAACACCCAUUCCUAAGGAGACCGUAUACUUCAACAAAAAGGGCGCAGAGAACGAAUAUUCUCCGCCUUUAGGAUUUCAAUGUUCCGUCGAAGCCUUGCACGAUCCUCGAGCUAAUUCUUCACACGAAAAGGAGUGGACCAAUUUACGAAGUCAACUAUUCAGUACAUUGUCUAGCAUCCUAGACUCAAAGGAGUCUUUGAUAGGUACACCAUCUCUCGACUAUGAAUCUUUGGGUGUCAACUUCUAUGACUCUGAUAGACUAGGCGAUAGAGUUCAUUUCAGUCCAGCUCACAUGGACAGUGGCACAUUGACGAUUUUGGUCCGGGCUAGAGAAGCAUGCGAUGGGUUGGAGAUCGCCGAUCUUAGGACAACGGACAAGCUUGACAGCGAGGGUAUAGGACUAGAUGCCUCUUUCAUUUCCGUCCCAGCACUGCCCGAUGAGGUUAUAGUGCUUGCAGGAACUCGUUUACAGCGUCUUCUAGGCAGAAGCAAAGUGCGUGCGUGCGUGCACAGAGUUCGUAGUCCUACGCAAACAAGCUGUAACAGGUGUAUUGCAAACGACAGAUUAAGUCUCGCAAUUUUCUGCGGACCUCCUAUGAAAUAA
Penicillium canescens is the source of this 864-nucleotide messenger RNA. RefSeq lists its product as uncharacterized. The transcript has 3 exons. The record is from RefSeq and is a predicted model, not a curated record. Bases 1 to 864 code for a protein of 287 amino acids. Lineage: Eukaryota; Fungi; Ascomycota; Eurotiomycetes; Eurotiales; Aspergillaceae. Gene Ontology annotation, molecular function: dioxygenase activity.